AUGCCGCUCUGUCUCACUUUCAUCAAAUUAAAGAAGGCCUUCGACUCAGUUGAGACGGAAGAGGUUAUGGAAGCCUUGGACAACCAAGGCGUCCCUACUCAGUACAUAAAGCUGAAUCUGCAAAAGAGGAUGUUCAUGCGCAACGGAUGGAUCUCGGAUGCCCCAUUCACGCUCAACGGAACGAACAUAUCCGAAUGCACCAGCUACGUUUAUCUGGGUCGGGAAUUGAACAUGAUGAACGACCUGACCCUCGAGCUGGGCAGGAGGAGGCGAGCGGCUUGGGGAGCAUAUAAGAGCAUCGAAAAUGUGGUGAAGAAGAGCAGGAACACCCGGCUCCGUGCUCACCUCUUCAAUACCACCGUACUUCCUGCUUUGACCUAUGCUUUGGAAGCCUGGGCAUUUUGCAAGCAGGAAGAAAACGCGAAGAUUAGAGACGCCGCCGCGUUUGCCAAGGAAAGUAAAAUAAGGUGGGCCGGACACGUGAUGCGCUUUAACGACAACCGUUGGACCAGAGCCGUGAACGACUGGGUUUUCCGCGAUAUUAAGCGCGCUACAGGAAGACCGCUGACCCGAUGGUCAGAUUUCUUCACAAAGUCCUUCAAAGAAAAAUAUGACGCUCUUCGUGUCCCACGCGAAGGAAGGAACCAUUGGGCUACUCUGGCACGCGAUCGGGAUAAAUGGAAGAAUUACUAA
This is a messenger RNA of Necator americanus (New World hookworm), 693 nucleotides long. RefSeq lists its product as uncharacterized. Bases 1 to 693 code for a protein of 230 amino acids. NCBI's taxonomy places the organism in Eukaryota, Metazoa, Nematoda, Chromadorea, Rhabditida, Ancylostomatidae. The transcript has 3 exons. The record is from RefSeq and is a predicted model, not a curated record.